AUGGCCUUCGUCGAUUAUGAGAAGGCUUUUGACAGUAUCAAACAUUGGGCCCUGUUCCACGCUCUUCAUCGCUGCCACAUCGAUUCCCGCUACGUGGAUGUGCCCCGGGAGCUCUACCGUUCAGCCACUCUGCAGCACCAUUUGUCUCACCUAAGAUUCGCGGACGAUCUCGUGCUAUUUGCAAGUUUCGACGAUCUCCAAAGGAUGCUGGAACAACUUUAUGAUGCUUCUUUGAGAGUUGGCCUAAGGAUGAAUAUGUCCAAGACGGUGGGAAAUGAGAGGCUGGAGAGAGUCGAUCAGUACGUCUGUCUCGGACAUGUUCUAUCCUUUGGCAAAGAGCAUCAGCCUAAAGAGAUCUCAAAAAGAAUCCAGCUGGGAUGGGCUGCGUUUAGCAAGUUAGGUGACAUCCUUAAAUCAGAUCAUUGGAUGAAAAAUCAUCCUGGACAACGAAUGACCAUAUAUGAUUUACCAGAACUUGUUAAAGAAGCUAUUUCUGUCGCUACAAAUAACAUAAUCCAAGGGUUUGCAUCCACAGCCAGCGUUACUGACCAAGCGAAUAAAGAACUCAUCCUUGGUCAAUUUGAUCAGUAA
Hyposmocoma kahamanoa is the source of this 591-nucleotide messenger RNA. RefSeq lists its product as uncharacterized. The record is from RefSeq and is a predicted model, not a curated record. The transcript has 4 exons. Bases 1 to 591 code for a protein of 196 amino acids. NCBI's taxonomy places the organism in Eukaryota, Metazoa, Arthropoda, Insecta, Lepidoptera, Cosmopterigidae.